AUGUACUGGCUGCAGCCCAUCUGCCUGGCUAGCACCUUGAGCCUGGCUAACAUCUGCCUGGCUGCCAACACGACAUCGACUUCUGGCAAUCUUUCCGUAUCGACCUAUGUCGACCCCAAUGUCCCUACCGGGGUGCCCAUUGUCGGCGAGUAUGACGGCCGCUAUCGCCCACAGAUUCAUUAUUCUCCACCCAAACACUUCAUGAAUGAUCCCAACGGCAUGUUCAGAGAUGACGAGGGCGUAUGGCAUCUUUAUUAUCAAUAUAAUCCUACCGGAAUUGUUGCUGGAAAUCAACACUGGGGCCAUGCCACCUCCGAGGACCUCUACCACUGGGUAAACCAGCCGAUUUCCCUCUUUCCGCCCAAGAAGACCCAGUACAUCUUUUCUGGCAGUGCUGUCACUGAUCCUAACAACACGUCGGGGUUCUUUCCGAGCCAGAAGAACGGUGUUGUUGCAAUUUAUACCCUUGCCGAAUAUGGCGAAGACGGCAGCCCAGGGCCGCAGACCCAGGCUAUCGCGUACUCCCACGACGGAGGAUACACCUUCACGCCAUAUCAAAGAAACCCAGUCAUCUCAAGCAAUUCUUCGCAGUUUCGCGACCCCAAGGUCAUCUGGUACAAGGAUCACUGGGUGCUGGUGAUCGCCUAUGCCCAAGAAUACGAGAUCGGUAUCUUCACCUCUCCGGACCUCAAAGAGUGGAAGCAUGCUAGCAACUUCUCUCACACCGGUCUUUUGACUCUGCAAUGGGAAUGCCCCAACCUUGUGCAAAUGCCUUACCUAGAUUCCAACGGCAAAAAGCAGGACGACAUGUGGCUGCUGGCAAUUAGCGUCAACCCUGGCGCGCCGCUCGGCGGCUCCAUUACCCAGUAUUAUCCCGGGCACUUCAACGGUACGCAUUUUGCGGCCGUCGACAACGCCGCUCGAAUCUUGGAUUUCGGCAAAGACAACUACGCCGGCCAGUUCUUCUACGGCACGGCCGAGGACGAACCGCCUGUGUUCUUGGGCUGGGCCUCGAAUUGGCAAUACACGCAAGUCGUGCCCACAGGCGAGGAAGGCUGGCGAAGCGCCAUGACAGUGCCGCGUCGCUCCUACCUAACAAAGGCCAAGCGUGUCGGCUGGAAGCUCGUGACGGAGCCGUACGAUCUGGAGCCGGUCAUGGGCUCCCUGCUGGCCAGCAACACCAGCAUGGUGAAUGGCAGCCUCACCGUUGACUUUGCUCGUGUCGAUUCAAACGCGCUCUACUGGGAAGCAAACAUCACGGGACUCCCCGCAACGGGUAUUUCCGAGUCGGCAACGCUCAACUUUACCUUCAUCGCGCCCCAGACGGGCGAGUUCGUCCGCGGCGGCUACUAUCUCGGUGGCGACACCCCCUUCUUCAUUGAUCGGGGCGGCGCCAAAGGCUUUGACAAUGUAUUCUUCACCGACAAGUUCUCGACAAACAGCUUGACGGACGGGAGUUCGUGGCGGAUGAGCGGAAUCCUUGACAGGUCCAUUCUGGAAGUGUUUCUCGAUGGCGGAAUUGAAAGCGCAACGGUUAAUUACUUCACGACGCAGCCACUCACUUUGAUGGUCGUGGGUACGUCGAGUAUGCCCGAUGGCGCCAAUGUCAGCGUCAGUGUGUAUGCGCUGGAGAGUGCAUGGGCGAAGAUGGCAAACGAGAGGGAUGGGCUAGUAUAUGGUAAUCAAACUGGGAACGGUACUGCCUGUGAAACGAAAAGCCGGUUGUUUGGUAUCGCCCUGUGA
Molecule: messenger RNA, 1743 nt
Organism: Cordyceps militaris CM01
Lineage: Eukaryota; Fungi; Ascomycota; Sordariomycetes; Hypocreales; Cordycipitaceae
Product: beta-fructofuranosidase
Exons: 2
Coding region: 1-1743 (580 amino acids)
Biological process (GO): sucrose catabolic process
Cellular component (GO): fungal-type vacuole
Molecular function (GO): sucrose alpha-glucosidase activity
Source: RefSeq, a predicted model, not a curated record